Molecule: messenger RNA, 3999 nt
Organism: Pieris napi
Lineage: Eukaryota; Metazoa; Arthropoda; Insecta; Lepidoptera; Pieridae
Gene: lqf
Product: epsin-1
Exons: 14
Coding region: 722-2410 (562 amino acids)
Biological process (GO): endocytosis
Cellular component (GO): endosome; plasma membrane; clathrin vesicle coat
Molecular function (GO): clathrin binding; phospholipid binding
Source: RefSeq, a predicted model, not a curated record
CUGUUAUAAAUAUGAGUCAAAGUAUAUCUUUUUAGUAAUAACUUUUAAAACCAAAUAUAUUCACUAAACCUAAAUUUUGUUUUAGGUUUAUAUUAUAUUAAAUAUUUUUAGAUUCUUAUGUAAAAAAAAUAAACUAAAUUUUAGUUGACCGGAUAUACUGUUGGCAGACAUGUUGAUUUGUCAGGAGGCGAUUUUGUCAAUUAUUCGUCAAAAGUAUUUUGUUUAGAAAGAUUUGUACAAAAUUAUAUAGUAAAAAUCUAGUGAUAACGUGCUGUGUACCGUGAUAAUAGUAUAAUGUUUGAUAUAUAUUUACUUUAUUAGAUUUAAUAAGAAGAAACUUUUUGGUCCUUCGUAGAUAUCGUUCGACGGACCUUCACCUCGUCUGAACGUGUUAUAAUGAAUCCGCUUUGCUCUUAUACGACUUUGACGUGCCAGUUAACAUGAAAGGAAAUUAUAUUUAGGCCGUGAAUAUUAUAGUGUUUGUUUGUGUAUUUACGUUUUGGAUUAUUGUAUUGUGACGUCAACCGGCUGUGAGGUGAAAAAUCUUAGUAUUCGUGCAGUUUGCGAUAUGAUAAAACUUUAUCUAUACCUGAUAGCUAUGAUUUAGAUUGGUGCCUCAUUUCUUAGUGUAGACUCAAGACAUAUAAUAUAUUUUUUAAGUGUUUAGUUUUGUGAUAUUACGCUUGAUUAGCUCAUUAAGGCCUCCCUUCACGGGGAAGAAAUGCAAGUAAACGUGGCGGGGCUAAGGAGAAAUAUUAAGAACCUCGCGCACAACUACUCUGAUGCUCAGGUAAAAGUGCGCGAAGCGACAUCGAACGACCCAUGGGGCCCAUCCAGCACUCUGAUGGCGGAUAUCGCCGACCUCACCUACAACGUGAUGGCCUUCACCGAGAUCAUGCAGAUGAUCUGGAAGCGCCUCAACGACCACGGCAAGAACUGGCGACACGUGUACAAGGCCCUGGUCCUCAUGGAGUACCUCAUUAAGACCGGCAGCGAGAAGGUGGCCAUGCAGUGCAAGGAGAACAUCUUCGCCAUACACACCCUCAAGGACUUCCAGUAUAUGGAGGAGGGGAAGGACCAAGGUCUAAACGUGAGAGAGAAGGCGAAACAGCUGGUGCACCUGUUGAAAGACGAGGAGAGACUGAAGAAUGAGAGAGCGCGCGCUCUCAAAGCGAAACAGCGCUUCGCUCAGACGGCCAGCGCCUUCGGCAGCGAUGGCGCGCUCGACACGCCCUCGAGCCCCACCUAUCCCGCGCUAAGCGGCAGCGGCGAAUGGGCCAGCGGCGGUCCCGGGAACGGCCGAGAGUCGGAGUUGGCACGGCCGCUGACGGCGGGAGAGGAGGAGCUGCAGCUGCAGCUGGCCCUGGCCAUGUCCCGCGAGGAGGCCGAGCGGGAGGAGAAGCGGCGAAGGUCGGACGACGUUCGGCUGCAGCUCGCGAUCAGUCAGUCGCAGAACGACUUCCAGUCACCCGGAGCGACAGGCGGUGAGAAAAAGCCCGCGAGCAACGGUCAAUCUCACCUGCUGGACCUGCUGGACGUCUCGCUGGGACCUCCUCAGCCGACCGUCGACCCCUGGGGCCUGCCGGGGGAGAAACCUAAACCGCCUGAUACGUUGGAUAUCAGUAUAUUUACGGAUUCGAUGGACACGAGUUCCGAGGCGUGGUCGGGCGUGAACAGUCCGGCCCGGGACCCUUGGGCUCCGGCCGCCCCCGACGCCGACCCUUGGGCCCCGCUGGCACAGAGCAAGAGUCCGAUUUCCGUGAUUUCCUCUCCGUCUUCGGACUUGGAGCAGUUCGACGCUUUGUCUCAGAGACAGAAAACGCAGAACAACCACGAGCAAGAUCCCUUCGACCUCUCCGGGCUGGGUGGCAAACUGAGUCCGCCCAUAUCCAGCGGCACGGGCGCCAUCAAGAAGUCCCCGUCGGCCUUCCUGGGCGAGAACUCGUCUCUGGUGAACCUGGAGCGUCUCCUGCAGCCCGCGGCCGCCGCGCCCCCAGCCGCGCCGAACCCCUUCGCCCCCCUCGGACCCCUCGGACCCCAAGCGCCCGAGACCCCGAGACAGAUGUUCGCGCAGCCGCAGCCGGCAAAACUAUCAAUAAACGAAAUCAAGCAGCAGCAAAUGGGUCUGGCUUCCAACAUGAACUUCCCCAGCUCCUCGCCCGCCUUCAACGCGCCUCUGAACAUGUCCGCCCCCAUGCCUCCUCUGCCCAAUAACAUGGGGUCGAUGCCGACGAUGCCCCCCUUGGGGAGCACUAUGCCCCCGUUAGGUAGCAAUAUGCCGCUUGGCGGGGUUCCACUCUCCGGAGCGCCUUUAGGUGCAGCCGACCCGUGGUCCCCGUCCGGGGCUCGCGCUGCGUCUCCGUGGUCUCCGCCCCCCGCCCGCCACACGCCCAACCCUUUUCUUUCCUAGCCACGGUUUGAGGCCGGAGCGACCCGAAGCCGGUCGUGAUGCAGAGAGGCGUGGCGUGAGCGACGAACGGACAGACACCGCGCCAGUGCUACAGCUAUUUUUAUAUUUACCUGAUUAUUUAUUCACUGCGUCACCGUUCACCGCACUCACUCGCCAGGGUUGCCCGCGGACGUCGGGCGGUUCGAGAGUUUACUUCUUAAGUGUCCAAUAUUUUGGGAACCCUAAGCUUCUUCGAUUAUUUCAAACCCUCCCGACGCCGUCGUGUCGUUAAGAAGUGACCGACGGAUUCGGGAACUUAAAUCCCUUUCUCUUUAUCGCCUUCUCUAAUUGUAAAUAAAGCCGAGUGUCCGACUAUGAAGAACACCAAUUAAGAUAACUUAACUCGCAAAAUGGUUGUUAACCGCUCGGAAAUCGCAGAUAACGUUCGAUCGGUAAUAUUAUAGGGUUUAAUGUAAAUGACUAGUUUUAACGAAUAGCAAUAUACAAGUCCAGAACGACUCGGCCUUUAUCAGUUUCGAGGAAGUCGGCGGCUGCGCUUUCGUAAGCGUCAAUCAUUACUUUUGUUUCUCGCAGCCUGCGUAUUGGGCCCUGCAGAGAAAAAAACGUCCUCCCUCAAAGCCCCCGCCGUCGUGGGUGUCUGGGGGCCGUGGGGACCGGAGAUCCCGUCGGCUCGUUUGCUCCUUUAAGAAAACCAGUCUCGUAGAGACGCCCCGCCUCCGCCGACGUCCUCACGAACGGGAAGAAGUCAACGUGCCUUAAACACUCCUCUCAACUCGCUUCACUCCCGACUCUCGUAAUAGGACUGAUUACCGUAAGCUAUUAGUUUGGCCCGGAGCUCCCUGUGUUACGCCGCACGGAGUAAUUUCGAUUAAGGCCUUCACUCGUCUCGGCAGAAAUUGCUUUUGUCAAAUCGUCAGACUCGUCACGAGCGAGACCGGUAUUCUAAAACAUUUUCUUUUAUACAAUUUUGAGUGAAUGUGAAAUUCUAUAUGUUGUGUGGAAAAUCGCUAGUUUUUAAUAAAUUAGGUUUCACGCUUACGUUUUAGAAUACGGGUCUAAAUCGUGUUUGGAUUAUGUUUGGUACUUGUAACCUCGCCCACAAACAAACUUUGUUAAUCUGCGGAAAAUCGUCGUUUAAUAUUUAGUUAGAAAUGUCAGUAUUUUAAUUAAGCUUAUUGUUUUUCUGUAACGACGCGCCUUUAUAUUUUUUUUACGAUUUGUAGUCUGUGCUAAUUUACCUUCGGUAUUUUCGUUUUAUGAAGUCAUAGAUCAAAUUCGAUUUUGGAACGUCAAGUCGACGGCCGCCAUAUUGUUCGGGGCUAAAAUGGCGGGAAUAUGCUUAUGUAAUUGUUUGAGAAUAUAUUACGUAAAUUCUUUGUAUAUGUUUUUUUUUGCUUAUUACAUUUUUAUGAGUAGCGGUUUUAUGGUUAUCGAUUAUUGUUUAUCAGUUAUUUAGUUAAAUUAUUAUUUUAAUAUAUUAUUAAUUUUGACCAAUAAAAUGCAUCGACGCUAAUCCAAUGUCAUUUAGCUAGGGGAACUGUAAAGAUUAUUGUAACUAUUUAAUUAAAAUAUAUAAGUUUUUCAGUAAA